AUGCAGUUUCUACCCACUGCAAAUAACCCUCUUCAGAAGGGCAGCCUCCCUCCGUCUAAGCUCAGCACGAAUAUAAUACCUCAACCGCACUCUGUAUCUGAGCAUGAGGCCAUCGCCUAUUUUUUGCAAGAAUACUCCGUUCAGCCGGGAUCAGGGGGCUUCGGAGGGCAUCUUGACACUCUGCAAGACAUGUACGAAUCAUCUCAUCGCGAGUCAUGUCUUCAAAAGGCCACUCUUGCAACCGCUUACCUGUGUCUGUCACGCCACUAUAAGUCAUCUGCACUCUACUCCUUGGCUUACGAGUACCGUGGCGCUGCGCUGCGAGCUAUUAACAGAGAUUUAGCCUCGACAUCAAGUAGCUUCAAGGACAAGACGCUCACAUCGAUAAUGUUUAUGGGCAUGAUGGAGGACAUCGAUCCUCAAGGGGUCAGUAAGAAACCAUACCAUAUGCUCGGCAUUGCCAGAAUUUACGAAGUCGCUGGCCAUCGACUGCUUAACAACAUCCACAAGAGGCAACUUGAUGGAUGGAUCUUCUCAGAGUUGCAAAUUCCAUCGCUCAACGCUGACAAACCACUCGAUUGUUUGACUGUUCCCGACACCGACUUAGAAACGGGCAACUUUUACAUUCGCUUGGCACACAUCGCCACACGUAUUACUCACUUCUGUCGUCGUGCGAAGCAGCUCUCAUCAGGCAGAGCACUGGAGGCAUCAGAGCGCCAGACUCUACUACGGGAUAAGCUCGUAUCAGUCAUGCAACAAGGAAUGAGUAUUCAAUCGGAGUUGGUCGAAUUGAAAGGCUCGCUGCCACCACAAUGGAGCAACUGGCAGACAAAAUAUGAACAGCUAGCCAGUACUGUAAGCCCAGCACACAUCUCGAGAUGGAUAGCUUGCCUGGGCUGUGGCUUUAACAUGACUUUGAUGCUGUUCUUCAAUACCUUCUUAUCAUGUUGUCGUACCCUUGUGCGCAUCGAUUAUCGCAACAAGCGACCAACGCUAGAGACGCGUUUAGCCGAAACGUCGAUGCCGCUAGCAGCAGCACAAUUAAAAAGACUGGUCGCUUCUAUUUGCAAGGCUUUGCCGUACAUGAUGGGCGAGGUUGAUGAAAGAGGGGCUCGACUCCCCAUACCGCAGCCACAGGCUAUCGUUGCUUAUCGUCUCAUCUGGCCACUUGCUGUUGUCAUUGUCAGCCCACAAAGCACGCAUGAACAAAUUCAAGAUUGCCGAGCAAGAUUGAAUUGGAUCAGGGAUCAGUAUGGAAUGAAGCUUGCCUCUGAUGUUAUAACCUUAGCAAAAGACCUAAUGAAUUAA
Fusarium mangiferae is the source of this 1308-nucleotide messenger RNA. RefSeq lists its product as uncharacterized. The transcript is spliced from 3 exons. Lineage: Eukaryota; Fungi; Ascomycota; Sordariomycetes; Hypocreales; Nectriaceae. The record is from RefSeq and is a predicted model, not a curated record. Bases 1 to 1308 code for a protein of 435 amino acids.